CGGAGCGGAGCGGAGAAGGGCAGGUAUUAAAGUUUUUAGGGAUAUCAGUGAGAUGCCAGUUCUGUCAGCGGUCUAGGACGUCGGCCAACAUCUUAAUAAGCUCCACAUAUUUUCGCAUGGUUUAUUAAAACCAUCUGAUUUCUUGUUGUGCUGUGGAGUAAAUACAAAGUAAAAUGACGAUCCUGGAGGUGAGCAGUCAGCUGAUCGAGAACACCGUGCAGAAGAUGAGUCUGACCUCACUGCUGCUCGCCACUUCUGUGUUCACACUCACACUGGGAUACCUGAGCAAACUCAUGUUCAGACAACAGCAGCAGGACACUGGAGAUAAAAAGUAUCCUCCUCACAUCCCAUCCAGUAUUCCCUUCCUCGGUCACGCCAUAGCCUUUGGCAAGAGUCCCAUUGAGUUUCUGGAGAAUGCCUAUGAGAAGUAUGGGCCUGUGGUCAGCUUCACAAUGGUUGGGAAAACCUUCACGUAUCUGUUGGGCAGCGAUGCGGCCGCACUCAUGUUCAACAGCAAGAAUGAAGAUCUGAAUGCAGAGGAUGUGUACGCACGCCUCACCACACCUGUGUUCGGCAAGGGCGUCGCGUACGACGUGCCCAAUCCUUUAUUUCUGGAGCAGAAGAAAAUGCUGAAGACGGGACUGAACAUCGCACAAUUCAAACAACACAUUCAAAUAAUCGAAGAAGAAACAAUAGACUAUUUCAAACGAUGGGGAGACAGUGGAGAGAGAAAUCUGUUCGAGGCGUUGUCCGAGCUGAUCAUCCUGACGGCCAGUCGCUGUCUGCACGGCCGUGAGAUCCGCGGCAUGUUGGACGAGAGGGUCGCUCAGCUCUACGCCGAUCUGGACGGUGGUUUCACUCACGCGGCCUGGCUGCUGCCCGGAUGGCUGCCGCUGCCCAGCUUCAGGCGGAGAGAUCGUGCACACUUAGAGAUCAAGAAAAUCUUCUAUAACGUCAUAAAGAAGCGAAGAGAAGCUGAGGAGAAAAAUGACGACAUCCUGCAGACGCUCAUAGAUGCAACUUAUAAAGACGGCCGUCCUCUAAAUGACGACGAGAUCGCCGGGAUGCUGAUCGGGCUGUUGUUGGCGGGACAGCACACGUCCUCCACCACCAGCGCGUGGAUGGGAUUCUUCCUGGCGCGGGACAGAGCGCUGCAGGAGCGCUGCUACAAUGAACAGAAACGCGUGUGUGGAGACGAUCUGCCUCCGCUCCACUACGACCAGCUUAAAGACUUGAGUUUGCUGGAUCGCUGUCUGAAGGAGACGCUCCGACUGCGACCGCCGAUAAUGACCAUGAUGAGGAUGGCCAAGACGCCUCAGAAAGUGGGCGAGUUUACCAUCCCACCGGGACACCAGGUGUGUGUGUCUCCGACAGUCAACCACCGUCUGCGGGACACCUGGGCGGAGAGACUGGACUUCAACCCUGACCGAUACCUGCACGACAACCCGGCCGCCGGAGAGAAGUUCGCUUACAUCCCGUUCGGAGCAGGCCGUCACCGCUGUAUUGGAGAAAACUUUGCCUACGUUCAGAUUAAAACCAUCUGGUCGACUAUGCUGAGGCUGUACGACUUCGAGCUGGUGGACGGACACUUUCCCGCUGUGAACUACACGACCAUGAUCCACACGCCGUACAACCCCAUCAUCAGAUACAAACGGAGGAAGACGCAGCCGCAGCAGUGACGGGACGCGCUCAGUUUCUCCAGUCCAUCUUAACCUCAGCUGCACAUCAGUAACUAAUGCGGCUUCCGCAAAGCACAAAUGUUGAGUUGGUUAACAUGCGUAGGUUUCAUCGGUGACCGAAUUAGAGUGACGUGGCAUCUAACGCGAACCCAUUCUUACUCAGAUCUCCAACCUUUUGUGCAACUGUUAUUUAAAAGACUUUUUAUUUUCCCCAAAGUGACCUGCAGCGCUCAGAUUACCAGCAAACUCCAAUCCAAAAGAAUCAAGAUCACCCACCUGUAGUCCUUCUUCUACCGUCAUCCUUCCAGCAAAGCAUGAACAUAUUUUUAUAUGAUUGAACUGUUUGAAUUUUUGUCCAGAAAACAAAAACCUGUAAUGUAUGAAAGUUUUGACAUUAAAAUCAAAUCAUACAGAAAUGGUUAA
Molecule: messenger RNA, 2102 nt
Organism: Labeo rohita (rohu)
Lineage: Eukaryota; Metazoa; Chordata; Actinopteri; Cypriniformes; Cyprinidae
Gene: cyp51a1
Product: lanosterol 14-alpha demethylase
Exons: 10
Coding region: 174-1679 (501 amino acids)
Molecular function (GO): oxidoreductase activity, acting on paired donors, with incorporation or reduction of molecular oxygen; monooxygenase activity; iron ion binding
Source: RefSeq, a predicted model, not a curated record